Messenger RNA from Emiliania huxleyi CCMP1516, 919 nucleotides. RefSeq lists its product as hypothetical. NCBI's taxonomy places the organism in Eukaryota, Haptophyta, Isochrysidales, Noelaerhabdaceae. The record is from RefSeq and is a predicted model, not a curated record. Gene Ontology annotation, biological process: regulation of translational initiation. The transcript has a single exon. Bases 24 to 656 code for a protein of 210 amino acids. Gene Ontology annotation, molecular function: translation initiation factor activity; ribosome binding. Gene Ontology annotation, cellular component: eukaryotic translation initiation factor 3 complex; cytoplasm.
AGUCGUUGCGGAGGAGGGAAGCGAUGGCCGCCAGCGCGUACGACGUCGCGCGCGUGCCGGCCCUCGAGGCCAACGUGCGGCAGCAGUGCGCCGACGGCACAUAUGACCUCGACAAUAACCUCGCCCUCCUCAAGCUCUACCAGUUCCACCCGGAGAAGAGCGACUCGGCGGUGGUCGGCCGUGUGCUCGUGAAGGCGUUGACGCGGCUGCCCGCGUCGGACUACCUGAUGUGCACGUACCUCAUCCCGGAGCGGGUGCAGGAGGAGGAGCUCCUCGCGCAGGUCGCCGCCGUCGCCGCGCUGCUCGAGACGUGCCAGUUCCGCGGCGUGUGGGCGGCGCUGGAGCCGCUGCAGGAGCCGCUGCUGCAGCACAUCCCCGGCGUGGCCGACGCGCUCCGCGACUUCGUCGUGCACACGCUCGGGCUGACUUACCAGGCCAUCCCGGCCGCGCACGUGACUGCGUCGCUCGGGCUCGACGCGGCGGCGGCGGCGAAGCUGGUGGAGGCGCGGGGCUGGAGGGUCGAGGGCGAGCUGGUGCAGGUCGCGCUCAACGACGACAACCAGGCCAAGCCGCGCAAGGCCGCCGAGGAGGGCGGUGGCGCCCUGCAGCUCGGCCAGCUGACCAAGGUGAUGUCGGCCGCCUUUGGGCUGCACUAGCCGGCGUGCAUCCACCCCCCCCCCCCGGUAAAAUGUCCCCCCCGACCCUGCCCCGCCCCCCGACCCUGCCCCACCCCGCCAGAGAGUGGCUUGCCGCUCGCCGCUCGGCUGCAGGGGCGGUGGACAGGGACGGGUCGGGACCCCACACGGUGAGGUGGCAGCACGAGUUGCGCGCGCAGAGAGCGCACUGUUGGGGCUUCCGGGGCUUGGGGAAGAGGAGGGAGGAGACGGCGCGCCACCGGGACCCCACGCGUGUGGUUGGG